AAAACUUUUCACUUUCCCUUUUGUUUGUUCGAACAGAAAACACACACACAAAAAAAAAAAAAAAACUUGUGUUGUUUUUAUUACACUCUCUUCAUACUUCUGCUACUACGAUUUUCAUUUCUUCUUCUUCGUCAUAAAUUAGGGUUUCUUCUCAACGGCUACGAUUCCGUCACCGGAUGGAGAACGGAGGAAUUCACCCAUGGAUUAUGAUGACAAUGAUUUCCAAAACCAGACUUUUCAGUUAGUUAGUGAAGAGAAAAACAGUAAGUUUCCUCCAGGCUUAAGCUCAUAUUCGCUACCCAAAUUUGAUCUGGACGACAACGUUAACUUGAGGUUUGAUAGUUUAGUUGGAUCAGAGGGUUUACUUGGCAUAAGAAGUCAAGAAGAAAAUCAGUGGAUUGAAGAUUUUUCGGGAGGAAGUAGUGGGAUAGAAUUUAGUUCAACUGCUGCCGAAUCUUGCUCCAUCUCAAGGCGUAACAAUGUUUGGUCUGAGGCUACAUCCUCGGAAUCUGUUGAAAUGUUACUGAAAUCGGUAGGACAAGAUGAAAUGAUUAUGGAACAAAAUACUACUAUUAUUAAGGGAUCGGUAUCCGGAGACGGAUUGGGCGACUUAACAACUCAAAUGGGUCUUCAAAAUUCAGAUAAAGAUGGUUCUGUAGCUCCUCCAUCCAAGGGACUGGAUGCGAUGGAUGAGGAUUCUGCAUUACCAACCAAUCUAAGUAAAGAAGCUCCAGAUCAGCUUCUGCCUCAGGUUGAACCUACGGAUGGAAUCACUGACGACGGUGACGCAUCUGUUUAUGGGAGUUUGAAAGAUCUGGGUCCAAGUUCUGUUAUUGAAACGUAUUGUAGUGCAUCAGUGACCGAAUCUGGGCGAGAUCUUUUCGUUGAUGAUGACAAAUGCAGAAAAGCAAAUAUGGAAGUUGUCCCUUUGGUUAGCUCUGAGGGGAAGAAUAAGACACCGCACGCCUGUCCUCCUGGUUUUGAGAAUAUGCAUCUUGGUCCCUCUGCUGCUCCCGAUCCAACACAUGCUAAAAAUGUUAGUGGAGUAUCUGUCAGUAACUGUUGUGAUUCUUUAACUGCAAACAAGAAGAACGAAAUGGGUCAAGACGAUGUAAGCUUUCUGUCAGAUUCUUCCAGGUUGUUGGUGGUUUCUUCAUCAGAAGCAGCUGAAACUACUAAAAUAGGAGGGCUCGAGUCUAGUGAUUCAGUUAUUGUUCAUUCAGAUGCCCCUCUCAUCAAUAAAGAAAUUGAAAGGUCCACUAUUGACCCAGGGAGCAAAGUAGAGUGUGACGCGGAUGGUUCUCUGAUUGUGGGAGAGAAGGUUUGUACAUCAUCCAGUAGUCAGACUAUUAUCACAGAAAGCAUGGUUCAUGAAACACCUUCUGUCCAGGUUCUGUCGGAGCAAUCAGAUCUAAUGAAAUUAGGGUGCAAUAACAAAUUGAGUGGUGCUAAGGAUUUGCCUGACGGGAGCAACAUUGGCGUUAAACCCGAGGAGGAUGUAAAGACACAGUUACUUGUCGAGAAAUUUAAACAUUCUGAUAAGCAGGAAGCAGUGACCACAAUCUGCUUGGAGCCUAGUAGUUCAUCAGUGAUGAAUGUGAGGUCCGAAAUGCCAGAUAUGUCCAUUUCUUCUGAAUUAAGAGAAGGUGAAGCUUCUGUAGAUGCUGGAAAGAUAGUAGAUGCUAUUGGUGAGCCGUCAUCCCCAUUGGGACAUGAUAGUGCAAGAUGCCAAAACAAGCCUCCAACAACAGUAGCUAACAAAGAUGCUCUGGACUCCAGAGAUGUGUUGGGAACUCCUGUUUCUUAUGAAUCCCUUUCCGAAGAAAACGAUGGUGUUCAAGCAGUAGUUGGAGUUUCUUCUGUGGUCCAGGAAGGAGCAGUAAUGGAAUCUGCAGGUAGCUACGGCGAGAUUUUGAAAAAACCCAUACCGUCGUUGGAGGAAUCUUCGCACGACGUUGACCCAAAAACUGUGGAAGAACCAAAAGAGUCUGGAAAUGAUGUGCAGAGUGUCCUCGUAGGAGAAAAAGGUGAUGCCUUGAAUGACUCAGGGGACUUCUCUAAAUCUCUGAUGUUGAGAGACGAUGCAGAUCGACAAUCUUUGCAAACAGGAAGUAGCAAUCCGAAUUCUAUUGAACUUAGAUGUGGUUCCCCUACUGUCGUCAGUUGCAGUGAAAUCUCCCAAAAUGAAAAAGAAGAUCCACUUUUAGGUGAUGCCUCAAAUGUCUCCAUUGAAUCUGUGAGGAUACUGAAUGGCGAUUCUGAACUUCAACCUGUGCAAACAGGAAAUAGCAAUCUGAACUCAAUUGAGUCUAAUUGUGGUUCCCCUACUGUCAUCAGUUGCAGCGAGCCCUCCCUAAGUGAAAAAGAAAACCUGGUUUUAGGUAAAGAUGUUUUAGCGGAUCAAUCUAAUGCCUCUGUUUGUGAGGCCAAUAUAGCCACUUCUGUGCUUCUUGAUCCUAAUGUUAAAAGUUGCUCCCAAGAUGAUAGAAAUUUCACUUUCGAAGUCGGUUCACAGCCACAUCCAUCUGAGAGAACUGGCGAUGACUGGAGGCCAUUUCCCACUGAUCUACCUGGUGCAUCUCAGAUUGCACAGGGAUCUCCUCCAAGAGAAACGUCUUCCCAAAUAGAUUCAAAGAUGUUAUCACACGUUUCACAGGGUUCUGCUUCAACAAAAACAGUUAGCCAAGUAAAUCCCAAGAUGUCAUCACAUACUUCUCAGGGAAGUCCUCGGAAAUCUGGUGGGAGAAAGGUUCGUAAAAGCUCCAAGGGUCAUAAGCCUGCUGAUGAUACAACAACAGCUGGAUCCGAUAAAACAGCUGGCACGGAAGCUUCUAACGACAAAGGAAGUCCUCUUAAAAAUGAGCUGCUCCUAUGUCAAAAAGAGUGUCAAGAGGGUCAGGGUGGCAUAGCUCAGGGAGCCAAUCAAUUCAGCUCAAUUUUCCAUGAUCCCAGAAAAGUUGAUCUCCUCAGAGAUGAUAGAAGUUUCACUUUUAAGGUUACCUCACAUGAACAUUUGGCUGAAACAGAAAUAGGUAGCGGGUGGAAACCAUUCCCAAGUCUUCAACCUAAUGAUGUCCUUCAGACCGUAGGGACUUCUCCCAUUAUAUCCAGCUUCAGCCAAACAGAUCCGAAUAUCAUACAAGAUAUUUCUUUUGCAAAUACUCGAACACCUGGUGUAAAAAGUGAACGCCGAAGAUCUAGAGUGGCAGAUGGUAAAGCAAGGUCGGGGUCUGGCAAGGUGGUUGAUAGAGUGGCUGCGAAAGAAGGGAAAACUCUUGAAGAGGUAACACCCAGAAAACAGAUAAAAGGAAGGGGGGGCAGCUCAUCGGGUACAUUGUCCCCUAGUUCAUUUGGCAUUGUGAAUCAUGUUGCACCAGCAGAAGAGAUGAGACCAUUUGGAUUCAUUGAUGGCAGCAAUACUAAACCCAGUCCUGUUCUAAUGGGUCAUACAUCUAGUCUGCCGGAUUUGAAUACUUCGAUUCCAACCUCCGCCUUAUUUCAACAGCCUUUCACAGACUCGCAACAAGUGCAAUUGCGUGCUCAGAUAUUUGUUUAUGGUUCUUUAAUUCAAGGAACUACACCUGAUGAGCCAUGUAUGAUAUCAGCCUUUGGAGAAUCUGAUGGUGGAAGGAGCAUGUGGGAGAAUGCAUGGCGUAUUGCUCUCGAAAGGCUUCAGCAUCAGAAGUCUCCACUCAGUAGUGCCAAGGCUCCUGCACAAUCAACUAGAAGCUUUCUUCAAAAUGAUGCCUUCUCAACACCUGGACGACCUGGUGGUGUAGGUGCUUCUCCGUCAAUGAUUAGUCCUGUAAUACCCAUGUCAUCCCCAUUGUGGAACGUUUCUUCUCCCUGUGAAGGGUUGUACGCCAGCAGCAGCAGCACAAUGAAAGGAGGGCCUCUUAUGGAUCCUCAUCAGACGCUUGUUCAAGUGCAUCAUCCUUAUCAGUCUCCACAUUUGAGGCAUUACGUAGGAAGCACCAAUACAUGGCAACCCCAAGCCCCCACGCCUGCGACCUGGGUUGUUAGCACUCCUCAGAGUUCAUCACUUAGUGCACCCAAUGCUAUACACUCAGCCGCUUUACCUAUCUCAGAAGCAGUUCAUGUGCCUUCUGGCCGAGAACCAUCAUCUGCAUCACGCCCAUCUGGGUUGGUGCAGCAGCCUGCUUUACCUCCUAGUACUUCUGCAAGUACAACUUCUCCCAUAGUAGAUGUGAAAAGAACUCCACCACCAUCAGGAAAGCAAGCUGCAGCGGAGUCGAAGCCUAGAAAAAGGAGAAAGGGUUCAGCUUCUUUGGAGAUUGAUCAGAUCUCUACUUUUGUUCAACCUACAUCAGCACCAGAGCCAAUUUCUUCUCAUGGAGAUGGUCAUCAAUUGCCAACUACAUCUAUUACCCCUAUCACAUCAGUUCCAUCUGAUUUUGAUCCUAAUGUUUCCGCUGACAGUAAUUUUGUCCUAGCAACAACAUCACUCACGCCUCCCAAGCCAAAUGUAUUAGUUGGUCAUGCAGACACAGAGCAGCGGAGUGGGACUGUCCUCUCAGAAGAAACAUGUAGACAGAUCGAUCAGGCUCAGCAGCAGGCAGAAGAAGCAUCUGCUCUUGCUACAGCUGCAGUUAAUCACAGCCAAAGUGUAUGGGCCCAGCUAGCUAUCCAGAAGAGCUCUGGUUUGGUUUCUGAUCUAGAAGCUAAGCUAGCUUCUGCGGCGGUCACAAUAGUUGCGGCAGCUGCUGUUGCUAAGGCAGCAGCUGCUGCUGCUAAAAUUGCAUCUGAUGCUGCUCUGCAAGCCAAACUGAUGGCUGAUGAGGUUCUAGUUUGUCAACUUGGAAAUAUGACAUCUGAUGCUUGUCUUCAUGGUGGUGUGAAGAAUAUGGGGAAUUUUUUCUCUCCCGCAUCCAUCUUGAAGAGUAAGGACAGAACUAACAAUUCAGACUCGAUUCUUGUUGUCGCAAGGGAGGCAGCUAAAAAGAGGGUUGAAGCUGCAUCAGCUGCUACAAGAAGAGCUGAAAACCUGGACGCUGUCGUUAAAGCGGCAGGAAUGGCGGCAGAAGCUGUAUCGCAAGCUUCUACCAUCAUUGCCAUGGGGGACCCCGUACCUUUUACACUUCAGGAGUUAGUUGAAGCUGGUCCAGAAAAUUAUUGGAAAGCACAGCAACAUCAUUUGUUCUCUGAUCAGACUGCCAAACUGAACUCUAACACUACAAAUAUGGUACAGCAAGCUGAAGUAGUUUGUGCAGAAGAGGGGGUUACCAGAUGCAUUGAAAAUAAUUUGAAAGAGAUGGAAGGUACCUCGGACCAAGGGAAGAAGGUACCUCCUCCAAAAGAGUUGUCCAAACAGGUUAAAAACAACAAUUUGAUGGUGAAUGGCAUACGCCGGGGUCCUGCUGGCAAUGGUGAAAAAAGUCUGACAGAACCCAAACCAGGCAGAACUUCUGAUGUUGUUGAAACCAUUGGAUCUGCUCCUGUUGAAUCUAUAUGUGCUUUGCAAACUGCCCGGAGUGAGGAAUGUGAAGCAGCAGGGGAGUCAGCCCCAGCUUCUAUAGAGAACCAAAUUGAGGAAGGUUCCGUUGUAGAGGUUCUUUCCUGCGAGGAAGGCCUCGGGCGGCGGGUGUGGCUUCCGUCCAAGGUACUGAAUUUGAAGGAUGGGAAGGCACAUGUCUGUUUCGCUGAACUUGCUCGAGCUGGAGGUUCUGGGCAGUCUACAGAGUGGGUGUCACUUGGUGGAGAAGGAGGUCAAGCUCCGCGAAUCCGCAUUCCACAUCUGGUGAGUGCUUCAAAGUAUGAAGGGACGAGGAAGAGGCGCAGAGCAGCUAGAGGGGACUGCAGUUGGUCUAUUGGAGAUAAGGUGGAUGCAUGGAUAAAUAAUGGUUGGUGGGAAGGAACUAUCACCGAAAUGGGCAAGGACAAUGAAGCAAAUUUAACUAUUCAACUGUCAGCUCAGGGGGAUGCCUCAAUUGUUGGAUCAUGGAAUCUUCGCCCAUCUCUCUUUUGGAGAGACGGUCAUUGGAUAGAAUGGUCAAGGUCGACAGAAAAUAUUGUCUCUUCCCAUGAGGGCGAUACUCCACGGGAGAAACGAACAAAGUUCGGCCCGCGUGCAGCUGAAACUGAUGCGGGAAUUGAGGUUAGAGAGACAGAUAAGAUUGGAAAACAUAAGGUGCAUAUAGAGGAAAGUGAAAAACCUGAAGCAUCCAGACCUCUGCCGCUGUCUGCUAAAGAAACAGUAUUCAAUAUAGGGAAGAACUCCAAAGAGGACAAUAAAGAUAAAUUUGGAAUGAAGCAGACUGGUCUUCAGAAGCUGGGCUCGUCAGUGGUUCCUGGUGUCUCCAAGCCUGGAAGGAAAAGGAAAUUUAUGGAUGUAAGCAAACACUAUGUCCCUAAUAGAGGUGUUACAACAAUCACUGAAGCAAACGAUUCAAUUAAAUUUACCAAGUUUUUGAUACCUCAGGAUUCAGCUUCGCGUGGAUGGAAAAAUCCUUCUAAAAUUGUUAGCAGGGGGAAACGAGUAGCUGAAUCGAGGCCUAACUUUCAGAAGACUGGAAACCUUGACACUGUUACAGGUAGAAAUACAUCCGAGAGAGACAGUCGAAGUUCUUCAGUAUCUGUACCCUCUGCAACGACUGAAGGUGUUGCACAUGAUAUACCAAAUACUCCAGCCUCUAGUACCAAAAAUGAGGGAUACAUGUUGGGUUCUGUAUCAGAUGCGCCUUUGGCAAAGAAAAAACCAUCUUCUACUGUUGCGCCUACUUUUGCAAAUAAAAGGAAACUUGGGGCCUUUCCAGGUCAAAAGUUGUCUAGAAAUGAAGACAAGGAUCGUGUUGGUCAGAAUGAGAAGCCUGUGAUCCCUGAUGCCGUUGAGCCACGGAGAUCAGUUCGCAGAAUUCAGCCGACGUCCAGGCUAUUAGAAGGGUUACAGAGCUCACUAAUUGCCUCCAAGAUCCCUACUGCACAUGACAGAGGCACCAAAGGCCAACACAGGGGUGCAGCCAGAGCCGUCUUAUAGACUAGGCUAUUUCCUAGAGCCUCAAAUUCCUGGGGCCCAAAAUUGUAUUUUUUCCUUGUAGCUUGGUUUUUUUUUUUUUUUCUUCUCUAUAUAUGUAGUGCUCUUAUAUAGUGGUCUACCACUGUCCUUGUUGAUAGUGAUACUAUCUAAGCUGUUAUUGAAAGCCGCUUGUUUCAAAAACACCUUGUAUAUAGCUUUCCAAAUCCA
This is a messenger RNA of Papaver somniferum (opium poppy), 7201 nucleotides long. RefSeq lists its product as uncharacterized. The record is from RefSeq and is a predicted model, not a curated record. The transcript is spliced from 17 exons. NCBI's taxonomy places the organism in Eukaryota, Viridiplantae, Streptophyta, Magnoliopsida, Ranunculales, Papaveraceae. Bases 200 to 6994 code for a protein of 2264 amino acids.